AGGUGUCUGUCUGGAGCGCGAGGCUUGGGCUGGGCUGACGCUCUCUACUCCACCUCGCGGCAGCACCGACUCUGCAUUGCGAUGCUGUUCUGCCGCUCGGUCUCCUCAUCCCCUCAGUGACGCUGUCAUCAUGGAGGAAGAACAGUUACCUGCUAUCGAGUGAAGAGGACAAUCGCACAAACGCGAGGCCACCACCGGCGGCAAUAUAUUGCGUCUUUAUCCGGCUCUUUAUCUGGCAUUCUGCUUCUUUCCUGAAUACAUCGGUCAUUGGCCGUGUGUCAAUUCUAAAGAAAAGAGAAGGAACUCGGCAAAAUCAUCAAAAUGAAGAAUUUUUUGAGGGUGGUGACACAGUUCUUUGUGUUCCUGUACUGUAAAUGUCUGUGGCGAGGCCUGAAGUUUGUGAUCAGGAAGGUCACGGGGCGGUGUGAACUGCAACGGAUCUGCCACAACAACAAGCCAGGGGCCCGAAGGACCCUUAAGAUCGAGUCUUCCCUCAGGUACUCAAAGAAUGAGCUAUGCCAGUCUGCCCUCAGUGCUCACCCAGACCGUGUGGAGAAGACCAUCGAUGACAUCAUGACCCUGAAGAAGGUCAACCCUGACACUAACCCACAGCUAGGCAUCUCCCUCCAGGCCAGCCUGUUCCAGAUCGUAGGCUACCGUGGCCUGGUGGCGGAGGUGGAGAAGCUACGCAGGGAGCCGUACGACUGUGAGAACCCCGACCAUGAGCAGAUGCUGAUGAAGCUGUGGAAGACACUGCGUCCUGAUUCGCCACUCACCGGGCGGAUCUCCAAGCAGUGGUGUGAGAUCGGUUUCCAGGGCAACGACCCCAAGACUGACUUCAGGGGCAUGGGUCUACUGGGCCUACACAAUCUUCUAUAUUUUGCUGAGCAUGACAAGGCCACCGCUCUCCAGGUGCUUCAUGACUCCCUGCAGCCCAAACACAGGAGCAUUCCCAAAGAGGCAAGCAAAAUGAGCAAAGCAGAAUGGGAACAGAAGAAUUUUGAUAAAGCAAUUGGAUACUCCUUUGCCAUCGUGGGCAUCAACAUCACGGACCUGGCCUACUCUCUGCUGGUGAGCGGAGCCCUGAAGACCCACCUGUACAACGUAGCCCCGGAGAUGCCCAGCCUCAGCCACUUCCAGCAGACCUUCUGUUACCUAAUGCAGGAGUUCCAUCGGUUCUGGAUCGAGGAGGACCCCUGUGACAUCAUGGAGUUCAACCGUGUGCGCUCCAAGUUCCACCGGCGGGUGCUGCGGCAGCUCAAGAACCCCGACAUGGCGCUGUGCCCCCACUUCGCCGCCUCCGACCUCCACCUGGUCAACCUGUAAACACACUCCCCUUGACCUCUAACCCCUGACUUCUAACCCCUGACCCUUUACCUCUAACCUCCUCAACACCCCCGCGUCCCCGUCCCCCCAGUCCUCCCAGCUACAUCACGUCACUGCCAACCGCUCACCCCGCCAGCGCUCACACACAUGCUUACACACACCCAUCCCUCCACGCCCUGCCUCUAACCCCCACAGCGACUUCAGAACCACCAGCACCACUAGACGACCAUGGCGAUUGUAGGGGUGCAUGAUGAGGCUGCACCACAUAGUCAUUCACUGACUCAUUGUUAUUCCUCGCUUUAAUGAUUUGUGAUUGUACGACCGACAUCCAUUGCCGGUUAUGUAUUGCUAUUAUUAUGCAUUUUUAAAGCGAUAGUUUACCCGAAUUACAAAACGGAUAUGUAAUUUGGGUGAACUAUCCCUUUAAUUUAAUCAUCACGAAACAAGUGCUUUGUUUUCUCCGGUCCGUUAGCUCCUUGAAUACAUCUCAUUGUGAUGAAUGUUCGGCUGUGACACCAAAAAUAUUUGAGGACAUUUAAGGAGACAGUGCUUCCUCUUUACCAUUAGACGGGGCAAUAACAGUAGGCCUAAACUGUGCUGUCAGAAGUCACAAACUGAAAAGGCCUCAUAAGCUUCCUAUGCUUAAGUAGGGAAAUGCAAUGACAUACUGUACCAGAGCCAUGUAUUUAUUCUAUAUAUGGCUCUGUAGUGUACUGUACUGCAUUGUACUGUAUAAGGAAGUCAGAGAUACUGCCCAAUCCUAUAUUGCCUGCCGUAUUUAAGUAGGAAGCAGCAAGGCUUUGUGUUGCAAUGUGCGGACAGACAAUUCUAUCAGUUGAGGAGGGGGAUAUGAAGGUGAUGUAAGUAGUCUAAUAAAAGAAGAUUGCUUUAUGAUACAUGAGCUGGAAAAGGAGGGUAGGCCUAUGCACUAUACAGGACUGGUUUCAUUUGCAGUCAAAAUCAAUCAAGAGAGAUAGCAGACAUUCAUUCAUCCAAUUAAAUCACUCGCAGCCAUCAUCUCAGCAAGGCAGUUUCUUUUCUAAAUCAUUUGUCCAAUAUUUAUCAAUUGUAAUAGAUUGUGUUUAAUCACAUUUGAGGUAAAAUGCAUGAUAAGAACACUUCACAAGAGCAGAAUUAUCAUUGCCAAAAUGUAGACAAAUGUGGACAAUUCACAUUAAUCAGAAUAUCAUUUUGAAGAAAUUGUAAUUUAUUUUAUGAAUGUUAUUCAGCUAUGUCCAUGAAUGUUUGAUUUGUAAAUCUUUAUUCAACUAUGUCCACGAUUGUUUGAUUUGUAAAUAUUUAUUGAUUUAUUGAAUGUGACACAUUAAAUGUUCACUGUAUUAGUAAAUCAAUUAUUUACAUUCCCCCCCAGAAGACGUAGAUAUGACUUUGGGUGUUUUCAUACUUGGUCCAUUUCAGACAAUUUUUGUGAACUCAGUGCGGCUGGCUCAAUUUUCUAUGCAGUGUGAACACUCCGAAGGAACUCAGACCCCUCAAAAGAUCCCCCGAAGUGAACCAAACUGAAACCAUCUCAAGAUGUGGUCUGAGUUCGGGUUCGCUUGAAUUCCAUGGUCCUGUUCCCUUUUUUAGGGCAAUGUGAACACAAAGCUCCCCAGCUUCACUUGUCAUUAUUCCCGCACCACACACUAGACUACUGCAACACCGUUUCCUCUGCCAUAACCCCUCACAUUGGUACCACAAAAGAGGGAAGAUGAUGAUGUGCUGGGAUGUAUUCAUUACGCCGAUUCUGUUGCAAAACGCUUCUUAAACAGAAGCAGACGGAACGAAACAGAGAGGAACCUACCUGAAUUUGUCCAAUACAAACUAUCGUUUUAGUUGACUGUUAGGCUAAUGAUUACACCCCAGAUUCACUGAAAAACCGUGUGUUGUUUUGGGAUAUUAAUUAGCGAUUGUCAAGGAUGCACAGAAAUUCCAAAAUAAAUGAGUUUUUAGUUCAGAUUAUUUGUAUGCAAUAUGUGAUCUAUAGGCUAAGAGAGCUCCAUAAACGGUUUAUUCAAUUAUGGAGUAUAAAACUACAAUAUAUAACUUUUUGGGCAACCCUACCAAAUUCACAUAGAAGUGUGAGUUAUAGAUAUUUAAUUCCCAUGGAAAGCAAGUCUACGAAGCUGUAGAUCUGUUCUAUGUGUGCUAUUUCUAUGCUUCCCGUUCAGAAGUUUUGUUUUUGCGUAGUUUACUUUCGGUU
Molecule: messenger RNA, 3529 nt
Organism: Coregonus clupeaformis (lake whitefish)
Lineage: Eukaryota; Metazoa; Chordata; Actinopteri; Salmoniformes; Salmonidae
Gene: elmod1
Product: ELMO/CED-12 domain containing 1
Exons: 12
Coding region: 322-1326 (334 amino acids)
Molecular function (GO): GTPase activator activity
Source: RefSeq, a predicted model, not a curated record